UGCAGCUGUCCUCCUCCAAUGAUGAAUCACCUUUCCAUCAGUCAGUCCACCUCCGGAGGGAGGGAGGAGGCCGGACCUGCAGGAGGAAGCAGAGGGCCCGGAAAAAAAGAAACUCUGAAAAAAACCCUCUCCUCACAAUGUGUCUCUGUUCGUCCGGCUCGGGCUUCUCCAGCAUAACAAUAAUGUUUUCUCAGACAACGGCUAUUGUGUGACGGAUGGGUCUGGACAGUGACACCGGGCUGGAAUAACAAGGACGGACAUUGUUAUAGAGGAUCAGCAGGUGGAAAAAAAAAAACUUGAAGGGGAAAAAGAGAGAAGAAAAAGGGGAAAAAAGGAUAUCUGAGUCAGAUGGUUGAGCCCCAUCCAGUUUCAGGUCUAUGGAAAUGCAGGAUCUAGCCAGUCCGCACAGUCGAGUCAGUGGCAGCAGCGAAUCCCCAAACGGCCCGACCCUUGAUAACACACACAUCAACAACAAUUCCAUGACACCAAAUGGCACUGAAGGUGAUAACAUCACUAUGCUUACCACAGCUGACUGGUUGUUAAGUUCUAGUUCACAGUCCGCUGCAGUUAAAACAGAGCCAAUGAGCAGCAGUGACAUCACCACCUCUGUAGCCGACGGCUCAUUAGACAGCUUCUCAGGAUCAGCCAUUGGAAGCAGUGGCUUCAGCCCAAGACAAACGCACCAGUUCUCUCCACAGAUCUACCCUUCCAACCGAGCGUAUCCUCACAUUCUUCCGACUCCUUCAUCUCAGAACAUGGCUGCGUACGGACAGACGCAGUACACCACAGGAAUGCAGCAGGCCGCAGCCUACGCCACGUACCCUCAGCCAGGCCAGCACUAUGGCAUCCCGGCCUACGGCAUCAAGACAGAAAGCGGGCUGAGUCAGGCCCAGUCUCCGGGCCAGAGCAGCUUCCUCAGCUACAGCUCCAGCUUCUCCACACCACAGACGGGACAGGCACCCUACAGCUACCAAAUGCAAGGAGGCAGUUUUACAACAACAUCCGGACUGUACGCAGGAAGCAACUCGCUCACAAACUCCACUGGAUUCAACAGCACGCAACAGGAAUAUCCCUCAUACCCAGCAUUUGGACAGGGCCAGUAUGCACAGUAUUACAAUAGCAGCCCCUACACAUCACCCUACAUGACCAGCAACAACACCAGCCCCACCACCCCGUCCACCACUGCCACAUACACCCUGCAGGAGCCGCCGCCCGGCAUCACCAGCCAAGCGCUCAACGACCAGUCUGCUGGUACAGGAGAGUACAGUACAAUCCACAGUCCAUCAACCCCCAUUAAAGAUUCAGAUUCAGAUCGAUUGCGUCGGGCUUCGGAUGGAAAGUCACGUGGCAGAGGGAGAAGGAAUAACAACCCGUCUCCACCUCCAGACUCUGACCUUGAGCGCGUGUUCAUCUGGGAUUUGGAUGAAACAAUCAUCGUUUUUCAUUCCUUACUCACGGGGUCUUACGCCAACAGAUAUGGACGGGAUCCUCCAACGUCAGUGUCUCUGGGACUGAGGAUGGAAGAGAUGAUUUUCAACUUGGCGGAUACACAUUUAUUCUUCAACGACUUGGAAGAGUGUGAUCAGGUCCACAUCGACGACGUCUCCUCUGAUGACAACGGACAGGAUCUGAGCACUUAUAACUUCAGUACGGAUGGUUUCCACGCUGCUGCCACCAGUGCCAACCUCUGUCUGGCCACGGGUGUGAGAGGAGGAGUGGACUGGAUGAGAAAACUGGCCUUCCGCUAUAGACGAGUAAAAGAAAUUUACACCACCUACAAAAACAACGUCGGAGGACUGCUUGGCCCAGCCAAAAGGGAAGCCUGGUUGCAAUUGAGAGCAGAAAUUGAAGCUUUGACGGACUCCUGGUUAACACUGGCACUGAAAGCACUAACAUUAAUCCACUCAAGGUCUAAUUGUGUGAACAUCUUGGUGACCACAACACAGCUUAUACCUGCCCUCGCCAAGAUCCUGCUCUACGGACUGGGAGUAGUCUUUCCUAUAGAAAAUAUCUACAGCGCCACAAAAAUAGGCAAGGAGAGCUGUUUCGAGAGGGUAAUUCAGAGGUUCGGGAGAAAAGUUGUUUACGUGGUGGUGGGGGAUGGAGUGGAAGAGGAGCAGAGCUCCAAAAAGCACAAUAUGCCCUUCUGGAGGAUUUCCAGUCACUCGGACCUCAUGGCCCUGCAUCACGCGCUGGACCUGGAGUAUUUGUAGCACUGAGACAGACAGACACACACACACACACACACACACCUGCCCGGCCGUCUCCAGCCCCGUUUCAUGCUCUGAACACCACCAGAACAUCAGCGCUGGGUCAGCCUAGUGUCCACCGUAAAAUGAAUUCCACACGUUCAGAGCGAGUAAAACCUGUGCGACCUGGUCAGCACGUUGAUGUCGGCCCACGAUCCGUCUUAACCCCAAAACCCCACAUCCUCGAAGCUGGAGGAGAGUGAAUUUACGAGGCUGCAGCUGCUGGCCACGGUUACUGUGAAUGAGCUUCUUUUCUAAAGCCGUCAAAAUGUUUUACGGCCCGGUCCGCGCGACAGUUCACACCUGUGAGGAAACCAGAGCUACCGGAGCUUUCGGAACUUCGCAAGACUCCGACCCCACUGAGAAUCGGCCUGAACCCCCCUCCUCCCUUCCCAUGCCCCUCUGCACUCCUCUCUUUUAUUCUGUCUCUUUUUCUCUCCUCGGUACAGAGACAGCGGGGCAGCUCGGCCAGACCUGGGUUGAAAAAAAAAGAAAAGAAAAAAGUGAGGAAAAGAAAAGAUAAACCACUGAGCUGGACGUCCUACACUUCUUUAUUUAUAAUCUGAGACUUUGUUGUUGAGGGCACCGCUCCGUCAGACUCCGUGCCUUUGUUUCCCCGCCUUGCAAAGUACUUUGAUUACGAGAAGAAGUUGUUUAUGGAAAUGAAAACAAAAGGAUUUUCUAAUAAUUUAAGGAGAACUUUAUUUGCAUUCGCUCAGACAAUCGUGUACAGAAGAUACAUUCAUUUUUUUGUGUGUAAAUUUUUAAUCAUCACUGGACUUCCUUCUUAUUCUGUUGCUUUAGGUACAGUUCAGCGGAGGUGGAGGCACACAAAAGCAUUAAAAGUGCACAAAAAAAGAAAAAGUUGUGCAAGGUCUGAAAGUGUUGACAUGUUAUUGGUUUCUUUGGGCUGAGGAGCGUAGAUAAAAGAUUUCUGUGAUAAUUGUUUUGUCAUGACCAAAAAAAGCACGGAUGUCAAGUGUCAAUGACUUCAUAUUUUGUUCACUGAUGUUUUCUCUCUCUUUUCCCUUGUACACUAUCCUCUCCUAAAGUCAGUGAAAGUUCUUUUCUUUCUAUUUAAUUACAGAAAAAAUUCACUCUAUGUAGCAAAUUUGACUCUUUUGGUCAGUCCCAUCCCAGAACACGCGUAUCUAUAACACCACCGAGCAGUAGACACACAGUACAGUAUAAUGCAUAGUGGGUAAGACUUAUGAAUAAUCACGUGAAUGUUAAGCUUCAGUCUGAGUGUAAAACGUCCGUACCACUGUUUCUGCCUGGACGUUCAGCUACAACCUCCGCGAAACGGGCAGCGGGAGAUUUAAAGGUUUUAUUAUCUUUUGUACCGGCACUAAGACAGAAACUCUUGUACAUUAAGUGUAAUUUUGUAUGAAGUAGUCUUUUUAUUUUGAUUUUGGAAACGUGUUCCUGUGUCCACUUUAAAAAAGAAUCGCUGUAGUUGGAAGAAAUAAUUGUGCUAAUUCAUAGUGCUUUAGAAAUAUCUGUGGACUGGGAAACUCAAGCUGUUGGACUGUAAGCAAGCCACUACACACACACACACACACACACAUACACACACAUUCUUUAAAAGGCAAAUGUUUGGAAGCAAAAUUGUUACAAAUUAACAAUAAAAUUUGCCACACUGAUAAAAUGAUGACCUUAACAAGUAGUCUAAAUGUCUAAUAUUCUGCAUUAUGAAACUGUCAGUUUUGUCCAUGUUCUGCUUUUAUUCAGCACUCUUUUUGUCACAAAGCAAUUUUAAAGAAAUCCUUACAAAGCAUUUAUACAGACCUACAGCAUGAUCUUAUGUGUUUUCAGUGAUUUAUUCAACCAAGUUUCAUUCUGUUGGUAUUUUGCUUGUUAUAAGAAAAUAAAAACAGAAUACAGAACAAACAAUAGUAGACUUUUUAAAUAGAGGAUAAAAUGUAAAAUAUAGUAAAAUAGCAUAAAACAUGGCUAGACGUGAUUUAAAUAAAGGUUUAGCGAAAAAUAUUACAUAUUUUGGCUGGACCUGAGAUUAUUUCAGUUAAUAAGGUAUCAUUUUUCUCAGUGUGCUUGCUUCCUAAUUUUUGACUUGUACUUCAUGCACACAUACACACAUAUAUAUAAAUAAGCACACACACUCACAGGGGUUGAGGACACGUGCUCUUUUGACUGUGAAUUUCCUCAGCAGGAUUUUAAUCUGUAAUUCCUGACGGCCGCAUGGUCCAGUGUUUCUGAUCCUGCAGGUGAAGUGUGUGCUCUGCUUCUCCUCUCUGCCCCAAUAUCACACACACACACACACCCAUACACACACAAUCACACUCCGGGGAAAUACAUAUUGCUGCUAGUUCUUGGUCACAGUAGACAGGGGAAAUGUUUUAUACAGCAAGGUUUUUUUUAAUAAAUAAAUGAAUAAAUAAAUGUUGCAAUCAUAAUGCAAACUGGAAAUACUUUACAAGACGUGGGCCUCAUUGUGAACACACACAGUUUGUUGUGUCUGCAAAAAAAAGAUAUGUACAGAUGUUUUUGACAUUAUUAUUUGAUUGUGUUUAAAUUAAUAAAACGUUGAUUUGUGAACUGUUACACACA
Astyanax mexicanus (Mexican tetra) is the source of this 4817-nucleotide messenger RNA. It is a transcript of the gene eya1, whose product is annotated as EYA transcriptional coactivator and phosphatase 1. Gene Ontology annotation, biological process: negative regulation of extrinsic apoptotic signaling pathway in absence of ligand; cell differentiation; positive regulation of DNA repair. Gene Ontology annotation, molecular function: protein tyrosine phosphatase activity. NCBI's taxonomy places the organism in Eukaryota, Metazoa, Chordata, Actinopteri, Characiformes, Acestrorhamphidae. The record is from RefSeq and is a predicted model, not a curated record. The transcript has 18 exons. The coding region runs from base 378 to 2213 and encodes 611 amino acids. Gene Ontology annotation, cellular component: nucleus.